CGUGCCCGGGGCGUCAGACGAAGAAGUGGAACCCUAGAUCCAGUACGCUGCUGCCUCUCAGCGUACAUACCAGCAGCCUGUCUGUCAAAAUAACCAGGUUCCCUUCCCAUCAGCUGUUUGUCACAGGCACAGUAACAGUUACUUUGGAUUUCCUUCUCAUACGGACCAGUAACGGGAGCCCGAGAAGAACUGGGGACGUGAGAGACCGGAGAGUUUGGAUCUGCCUCCUCUCUGCUCGUUAGCUGCGCGCCAGGAGAGUUUGUCUUCUGGGCUCCGGGGAAACAUGAGCUUUCUUUUUGGAAACCGUUCAUCCAAGACGUUCAAGCCCAAGAAGAAUAUCCCGGAGGGUUCUCAUCAGUACGAGCUGUUGAAACAUGCAGAGGCUACACUGGGAAGUGGAAACCUGCGCAUGGCAGUCAUGUUGCCCGAGGGCGAAGACUUAAAUGAAUGGGUCGCAGUCAACACCGUGGAUUUCUUCAACCAGAUCAACAUGCUGUAUGGCACCAUCACAGACUUUUGCACAGAGGAAAGCUGCCCAGUCAUGUCUGCUGGUCCUAAGUACGAGUACCACUGGGCAGAUGGGACUAACAUCAAGAAGCCCAUCAAAUGCUCCGCUCCUAAGUAUAUUGAUUACCUCAUGACCUGGGUGCAAGACCAGCUUGAUGAUGAGACACUUUUCCCUUCAAAGAUCGGUGUCCCCUUCAAGCGAAACUUCAUGUCCGUGGCGAAGACCAUUCUCAAGCGUCUGUUCAGGGUCUACGCCCACAUCUACCACCAGCACUUUGAUUCGGUCAUGCAGCUGCAGGAGGAGGCCCACCUCAACACGUCAUUCAAACACUUCAUCUUUUUUGUUCAGGAGUUCAACCUCAUCGACAGGAAAGAGCUGGUCCCACUACAGGAGCUGAUUGAAAAACUGACAACCAAGGACAGAUAAACCGCUGUCAUCCUUAUUUUAUUGGUCUUCUAGUUUUUGCACAGAUACCCACCCCACCCUGGCUAUACGUAUGCAGUAUAUACUAUAUUUCCAUUUGGGGAAAUGUUUUUAAAAGGGCCAGGAAGAAGGAAGGGUCUUGAUAGGUUUAAGGCACCAGGACUAAUGCUAUCAGGGAUAAUUGAACAAACCACAGAUUAACAUAUAAGAGAAGAAGGUUUUAGCUGUAUGAAAAAAACUAAACAGUGUUCAGUCACGGCUUACAUUUAGGAUAUUAGAGACACAUUAGUUUUCUAUUAUACUGCACAGUUUUUUAUCACUAAGAUUUCUGGCAACAUGAGGCAUUUCCAUGCUCUUAGAUUUCCAGCUCGCCCGCAGGGGAAGUAAAGUUGCUGUAUUACAAUAGGAGGGUAUUGUUGUUAUGGCAACCAAGCCAACCUUUUCAGCUGGUUAUUUUAUUCAUUAAGCUACGUCGACGGAGCUCAGUCGUGAUUUGCGAUCAGUCAAUACAAAAGAAUCCUAAGUGCCUAGCAUGGCUCAUUAUUGCCCUAUAUCCACAGUGAAAACUGUAAGAAGAUAAAGGCCAUAUAUCACUGAAACACUGGACACAGCGUUAAAUUUCUCCCCUCCUCCUUCCUUUGUCAUUUUUCUGUGUUUCUAAACUCCCUUUUAGAGCCUUUCUCUAUUUGUACUGUAACUGGGUUGAAAGAAGAUUUUCUUUUUCUGUAAAACCACCUUCUCACCAAACAUAUUCUUAUUUAGUUGCGUCUUUUUGCUGUGCUGUGCAGGUUAUGAUAAAUGAAUGUUAUUAAGGACGUAUAGAUGAGGCUAGAAUACCGUCACGUCGUAGCGGGGACUGAAAAUGAACUUAAACCUUUAGCUUUUCCUAGUAACACGUUCCUGUGAACUGGUCUCUCCCCAAAAACCUUUAAGUAGACACGCGUUUUAGAAAAUGUCCGCCAUGAAUCUAAAACCUUAAAGUGUAUAUUAGGGUAGAAUAGUUACUUGUGUCGCAGUCUCCAACAGCAUUUUGAAUUGGAGUCCGAGGCAUCCGUUGGUAUCUCACUAGCCAUAAAAGCACUUUGAACCGUUUCCCCUGACCUCACUUGCCCAAAUGUUUAUUCUGCAUAGACCGUGCUUUGUGAGAAGCUGUACCGUGUGACUGAUCAUAGUUUGUCUCCGCUCAUAUUUUCCCCCAAAUGAAUGUUGAACUGCUGGAACCUCCUCUGAAAUCGUCCAUAUGGCACAAGUGAGAUUUCUUCUGCUUUUUGUACGGUUUGACUCGUUUCGUCGCUGUGCUUCAACCAGCAGAUGCAUGACCCCCCCUCCCCGGAUCUCAGAGUGUAGGUUACUAUGCAAUAUUUGACACUAAACCACUAACAAAAAGGAUCAUAGUGCGCGGCUCGUUCCUACUUUAUAUCUGAUGUUCAUUUUCCUUUUAGUGCUUAAAUUCUGGUGUUUGUUAAGAGUAGAAAGGUGCUUCUCAUUGGGGUUUGGUUUGAGAAACGGGGACUUGAACAUUUUAAUAUCGGAUACGUGUAACACUAUAUUGCACCCAUGCUGAGUACUGAGGGUGCGAACUGUCUUAAGCGUCAUUUUCAAAGAGCAUGGGGUGCUAGCUUUUGGUUCAAAGGACGCAUAGAUUUGUUUUAGAUGAUGCUGCUUCCCCGUCCCUCCAUUUGGAUAUCAACUUUUAGUUGGUUUUAAUUGUUCUGAACCUGUUACCACUUCCUUAGCUAAGUACUAUGAAUGUUACUGCUCAUGAUCAGAUACAUGAAAAUGUAAUAGAACCUGGGUCAUCCUGAAAGCAUCUCAUCCUUAUGAAAUGCCCGUCACAUAGCCUGUUGCCUACAGUUUUCCCUCCCCGACUGUAGUAUAUGAUGAAAUGUUUGUAAAUAAUGGCUUGGUAGGGGUUUUCAAUGCUACUGAAUUGAUUGAUGCUGUUUACAAGGCAAAUAAAGGUGGUCUUGACUCUUUGAA
Messenger RNA from Platichthys flesus (European flounder), 2911 nucleotides. Its product is annotated as MOB kinase activator 1B. Bases 284 to 934 code for a protein of 216 amino acids. Gene Ontology annotation, molecular function: protein kinase activator activity. The record is from RefSeq and is a predicted model, not a curated record. NCBI's taxonomy places the organism in Eukaryota, Metazoa, Chordata, Actinopteri, Pleuronectiformes, Pleuronectidae. Gene Ontology annotation, biological process: positive regulation of protein phosphorylation; hippo signaling. The transcript is spliced from 6 exons. Gene Ontology annotation, cellular component: cytoplasm; nucleus.